Punctularia strigosozonata HHB-11173 SS5 is the source of this 1095-nucleotide messenger RNA. Its product is annotated as NAD(P)-binding protein. Gene Ontology annotation, molecular function: oxidoreductase activity, acting on NAD(P)H. NCBI's taxonomy places the organism in Eukaryota, Fungi, Basidiomycota, Agaricomycetes, Corticiales, Punctulariaceae. The record is from RefSeq and is a predicted model, not a curated record. The transcript is spliced from 4 exons. The coding region runs from base 1 to 1095 and encodes 364 amino acids.
AUGACCUCAGCAACGCAGGAGGCUCUCUUCCUCACUUCCAAGGGCGGCGAGUUCGCGGUGCGGAGCACAUCGGUUUAUUCUCCCGGAGUUGAUCAGGUCCUCGCCAGGGUGAAUGCGACGGGCCUGAACCCGGUCGAGUGGAAGAUCAAGGAUCACCUGCACGAUUGGCCCAGGGUCGUGUAUCCCGCGAUCUUGGGCACCGAUGGCGCUGGCGUGGUCGAUGAAGUAAGUAGGCGAAGGCGUCACCAGCCUCAAGAAGGGCGAUCGGAUGUGCGUGCGCUCUCUGCCCCACAGCCAUCCGUGUGGGAGGGAUUGUACACAAAUGAGCUAGCGACCUACCAGCAAUACGCGCUCGUCUUCGCCGACCUGGCGUCCAAGAUUCCCGAUAAUGUUACGGAAGAUGAAGCGGCGUCCUUGCCGAUGACCAUCGCCACCGCGUGCCUCGGAAUGUACAACAAGAACAAGGACGGCCAGCACGGCGGCGGAGCGGAGCGGACACCGUUCUGGAAGUCGUCCACCCGCUACGCCGGCCAGCCGUUCAUAGUCCUAGGAGGGGCCACCUCGAUCGGCCAGUUCGCCAUCCAGUUUGCCCGACUGUCUAGUUUCUCUCCAAUAAUCGUCACCGCUUCGGAGAAGUAUACCGACUGGCUGAAGUCUCUCGGCGCGACCCACAUCCUCCCACGCUCUCUUUCUGCCGCCGCCGUGCGCGCCGAGGUGGAGAGGCUCACCACCCAACCGAUCAGCAUCGUUUACGAUACCGUCGGUAGCACCGAUACGCAGAAAACCGGAUGGUCCCUCCUCGCUCCGGGCGGUCAGAUGAUACUGGUCGCAGCUGAGCCUGUCGAGGGCAUCGAGCACAAAAAGGAUGGUAAAGAAAUCGUGAGUGUGUUCGGAAACGUCCACGCGGGUCAGCAGGACGCGGGUCGCGAGCUGUUUGCGCGUCUCGGCCAAUUACUUGAGAACGGCUCCAUCAAGCCUAAUCGCGUCCAAGUGCUUCCCCAUGGUCUGGCGGGUAUCCCUGAUGGGCUGGAAUUGCUGGGACCUGAUAAAGUCAGCGGCGUCAAAUUGAUUGCGCAUCCUCACGAGUCUGCAUGA